Nicotiana attenuata is the source of this 2763-nucleotide messenger RNA. Its product is annotated as auxin efflux carrier component 3-like. The transcript has 6 exons. Gene Ontology annotation, cellular component: endoplasmic reticulum; plasma membrane. Gene Ontology annotation, molecular function: auxin efflux transmembrane transporter activity. Gene Ontology annotation, biological process: auxin export across the plasma membrane; auxin polar transport. Lineage: Eukaryota; Viridiplantae; Streptophyta; Magnoliopsida; Solanales; Solanaceae. The record is from RefSeq and is a predicted model, not a curated record. Bases 267 to 2126 code for a protein of 619 amino acids.
UCCUAUAUAUACAUCAUCUACAUUUACAUUCUCUUGUAAUUUCACUCUCUCCAUUCUUCUUCUCUUUCUUCUUUUUCCCCAAAACACACUUCAAUUCCCCAGUCCUUUUUGGCCCAUUAUUCCUCUCUGAUUUGCUGCAGAAACAGAACACAACAGAAAAUCAGAUAUAUUCCCUUUAGUCAUCAGUAUAGUACAAUUAAAUAACCACCAUUCUUGAUUUGUGCAAAACUAACCACAAUCUGUUGUGUCAAAACUGACCAAAAAAGAUGAUAUCUUGGCACGAUCUUUAUGUUGUCUUGACAGCAGUUGUUCCUCUAUAUGUGGCCAUGAUCUUGGCCUAUGGUUCAGUCCGAUGGUGGAAAAUAUUCUCCCCUGAUCAAUGCUCCGGCAUCAACCGUUUCGUCGCUAUUUUCGCCGUCCCUUUAUUGUCCUUCCACUUCAUUUCAAUGAACAAUCCUUAUGAUAUGAACUUCCGUUUCAUUGCUGCUGAUACACUACAAAAAAUCAUCAUGUUAGUAGUGUUAUGUUUAUGGGCUAACUUGACCAAAAAUGGUAGUCUUGAAUGGAGCAUAACAAUUUUCUCACUUUCAACACUUCCUAAUACACUUGUAAUGGGAAUUCCUUUAUUAAUUGCUAUGUAUGGUGAGUACUCAGGUAGUUUAAUGGUACAAGUUGUGGUGUUACAAUGUAUUAUUUGGUACACCCUUUUGCUAUUCUUGUUCGAAUAUCGCGGCGCAAAGAUGUUGAUCAUGGAACAAUUCCCUGAAACAGCAGGAGAAAUUGUUUCAUUGAAAGUUGAAUCUGAUGUUGUUUCCUUAGAUGGCCAAGAUUUUCUUGAAACAGAUGCUGAAAUUGGCCAAGAUGGUAAACUUCAUGUCACUGUACGAAAAUCGAAUGUGUCAAGAAGGUCAUUUGCUAUGACACCAAGACCAUCAAAUCUGACUGGAGCUGAAAUUUAUAGCUUAAGUUCAUCAAGAAAUCCAACUCCAAGAGGGUCUAAUUUCAAUCACACCGAUUUUUACGCGAUGAUGGGUUUUCCAGGAAGGUUAUCAAAUUUUGGUCCCGCGGAUACAACUCCUAGACCAUCUAAUUUCGAAGAAACCUGUGCUCAGGGAGCUCUGACUCAGAGCUCCCCGAGAUUCGGGUUUUACCCUGCACAGUCUAAUUUGCCGGCUUCUUAUCCGGCCCCAAAUCCGGAAAUUGCUUCUAUAGUUCCUAAAAACACGAAAAUUCAGCAACAAGUACAUUUACAGCAACAGCAGAAUGGUAGGGCUAGCCAUGAUGCUAAGGAGCUCCAUAUGUUUGUCUGGAGCUCCAGUGCUUCACCCGUGUCGGAGGCCGCUGGCCUCCACGUGUUUGGUGGCACUGAUUUUGGUGCUAAUGAACAAUCUUGUCGGUCUGACGGUGCCAAAGAAAUUAGAAUGUUGGUUUCUGAUCACCCUCAAAAUGGAGAUAACAAAGCUAUUUCCCAAGAUAGUGACUUUGGUGGUGAAGAAUUCAGUUUUGGAGGUGUUAUUGGUGAUGGGAAGGAUAGAGAUGAAAAAAAGGAAGAGAAAGAGGGUCUCACCGGAUUACAUACCAAGGCUGCCGGAGUUCAAGAUUCCGGUGCCGGAAAACAAAUGCCUCCGGCCAGUGUUAUGACACGUUUGAUUUUAAUCAUGGUUUGGCGCAAGCUUAUCCGAAACCCGAAUACGUACUCGAGCCUUAUUGGUCUAAUUUGGUCCCUAAUCUCGUAUCGGUGGCAUGUGCAUAUGCCCAAAAUCAUGGAGAAGUCAAUCUCUAUUCUCUCUGACGCUGGUCUUGGAAUGGCUAUGUUUAGUUUAGGUUUAUUUAUGGCACUUCAACCUAAGAUAAUUGCAUGUGGGAACACAGUGGCUGCUUUCGCCAUGGCUGUGAGAUUUCUCACUGGCCCAGCAGUUAUGGCUGCAGCUUCAAUUAUCGUUGGCCUUCGUGGUACGCUCCUACAUGUCGCCAUUGUACAGGCUGCAUUGCCACAAGGGAUUGUUCCGUUUGUGUUUGCUAAGGAGUACAAUGUUCAUCCAGCUAUUCUUAGCACUGCGGUUAUUUUUGGAAUGUUGAUAGCAUUACCAAUCACAUUAGUCUACUACAUUAUCCUGGGAUUAUAAGAUAAUUAAGGAUCAAGCACCAAAUCUCCUGAUUGUUGAAGUCUGCGAUUGUGUUGUUUAUAUUAUAUGCAAGUGAUUCCAGCCUUUUUGCUGUCGCUAAUAGCCAUCUGCAUGAUGAACCGGGUCUUCGGGUGUUUUGACACAAGUGGGAAAAAUAAAUAGCUGAGGAAAUGGAAUAAUAUUGUGCAUAAAAGCUUAGUGGACAUCAAUUACUUACUGACAAGAGAAGUGGUUUUUGGUUAAUUAGAAGAGUUCAUUUCAUGGCAAUUAGAACAUGUUUGGCUUAAUUAGUCUGGAACCCUGAUAUUUGCCUCCAUCUGAAGGGAACAACUCAUCAAAAAAUUCAAAAAUGAAGGAAAAACAAAUUGGGAUUAGUCUAGUUGGAAGGGGACAAGAAGGCACCAAACAUGCUAUGAUAAUAGUCUUGUUUCUCUUCAUAACCAUUUCACAUGUAAAAAAAGAAUCACUCCAAAACAAUUCAUAUGUACAAUUGAGGUUGAUUUUGAGCUUUUGAUUUUUUAAUGCUGAGCAAUGGUAGAUUUUUAAUUUUUAGUUUUAACUUGUUCUUUUUUAAUCUUUAUUGAAUUCCUUUGCGUCGGUUUAUUGUAAGUCAUUAAAUAGUAACAUAUUUUGUUCA